Penicillium coprophilum is the source of this 771-nucleotide messenger RNA. RefSeq names its product SGNH/GDSL hydrolase family protein. The record is from RefSeq and is a predicted model, not a curated record. NCBI's taxonomy places the organism in Eukaryota, Fungi, Ascomycota, Eurotiomycetes, Eurotiales, Aspergillaceae. Bases 1 to 771 code for a protein of 256 amino acids. The transcript is spliced from 5 exons.
AUGGCUGCCACGGAGACCCACGAUGCAUUCAAGCCGUAUGAUCAGUUGCUUCUCUUCGGAGACUCCAUCACACAGAUGGCCUGCAACCAAGAGCUAGGUUUCGCAUUUCAUGCCGCACUUCAAGAAUCCUACAGUCGCAGAUUGGACGUUGUCAACCGCGGUCUCGCUGGAUAUACAACUGCCCAUGCUGUCAAGGUCUUUGAUAAGUUCUUCCCUUCACCGCAGACCGCCAAUGUGCGGUUCAUGACUAUCUUCUUUGGUGCCAAUGAUGCAUGCGUUCCCGCCCACGACCAGCAUGUGCCCCUGGAUCAAUACAAAGAGAACCUGAAGACGAUUAUUCAGCACCCAGCGACACGCGCCCAAAACCCGCGACUGAUUUUGAUUAGUCCACCUCCCGUGAAUGAAUAUCAAAUGGAGAAAUUUGACGCUGAAAAGGGAUGUCCGUUCCCAAGCAGAACCGCCAGUAACACGAAGUCCUAUGCAGCGGCUGCGUGCGAAGUUGGCACUGCGCUCAAUAUCCCGGUGGUAGAUUUAUGGUCUGCCUUCAUGAAGACCACUGGCUGGAAGGAGGGAGAACCUCUGAUUGGGAGUCGUGAUGCGCCGGACAAUGAGAAAUUGUCGAGUCUUCUUACUGAUGGUCUGCAUCUCACUCCCUCUGGUAACCGCAUUGUCUACGAUGAACUUAUGAAGGUGAUUGAGGCCAACUGGCCCGAUCAGACUCCCGAGGCUCUUCCAAUGGUGUUCCCCUCUUGGGUCGAGGCACCGAAAUGA